GACCAUUUAGGUAAAUUAUCCGAAUGUCACCGGUGGAACCUAUCCGUGUGCCAUCUAUCCAUAUUCCAUCUCCACUCGGCACACCAGUGACAAUUCAACCGGGAGUCUUUCCCGCUCAUGCGGAUAUAUGGAUGUCGUUACCAACGCCCGUUGAAGGUGUGCCUCCAGGCUUGGAAUAUUUGACAAUGGUAGAUGAGAUAAUGAUACAUCGAAUCUCGGGAGUGUUGGACUUGUUCACGGGUUUUCAAACAAAAAACAAAUACGCUGUCAGUAAUGCAAAUGGUGUGCAGAUGUAUUAUGUAUUCGAGGAGUCUAAAAAUUGGCAGAGGCUCGUCUGUGGUCCAUACAGAAGCUUUACAAUGCAUUUUGUAGAUGGAUUCGGAGCACUGAACAUCUUAUUCUUCAAGGAAGUCCUACGAAUUCGACGACCGUUCGCAUGCUGUGCGUGCUUCGGCCUCUGCGCUUGUCUACCAGGAUGCGGACCACUUUGUACCAUUGAAUGCCCUCCCGGUCACACUAUCGGAACGGUCGAGCAGCGAAUGGCAUUGUGCUCAAGCUCAUUUAUCGUCAGAGAUCAUGAAGAUGACGUGAUCCUGCGUAUCGAUGGCCAACUCUGUUGCCUAAAUUGCGGGUGUCAGGAAAAAGAAUUUCCUAUAGAAACAUUAGAAGGCGAACGUAUUGGCUGUAUUAAAAGAAAAUCGGGUAAAGUGGGAGAGGAUGCAAAACCGAUGGAAACGUUCCGAUUAACCUUUCCUAUAAAUUUUGACGCGAGACUAAAAGCGAUAUUGAUUGGAGCUGCUUUUCUCAUUGGACUUUUGGAACUCGAAGCAACUUGCACGAAAAGAAACUAAACGGUUUGGAUUGCUCAACAAAUACUGAAACCUCCAUCUUUCGCUUCACAAUCUCGCAAUUUGGUUACGUGAUAAUAUCUAUUGAUCGAUCCACUAUCUAAUCUAUUUAUCUUCUUCCAGACCGAUGACUGUACAUAUGCUUUUUGAAAGAUAUUGUUCUCAUAAUGUUUGGAGUAGAAGCAAUUUAUGACAUUCCAUGAUUGUUCGCUGACGUUCCAAAUAUUGAUUUUUUUUACUAUACCUGUUUUUCGUCAAUGUCAGUAUCAUAGCAUUGCUGGCAUCUGCGGUCAACACUGCCACAUCACAUAAAUUUGGAACUGUACUUUGCUAGUAUU
Molecule: messenger RNA, 1186 nt
Organism: Cylicocyclus nassatus
Lineage: Eukaryota; Metazoa; Nematoda; Chromadorea; Rhabditida; Strongylidae
Source: the annotation of a GenBank genome assembly